AUGGGUUUUGUAAGAAAAUGGGACUCUUCAUGUCCUCGAGUCUAUGACAGUUGGGAAAGCAAUGGUGCUAAGUGGGUGAUACAGGAUCUACCUCCAGAAGACGAUGAAAUAGCGCUGCAGCUUUUGAGGGAAAACCUUAUUCCUGAUGAAACCCUCUGUUCACUCAGCAAUCUCAAAGAUGACCCGGAAAGUUUUCGGUCCAUAUCUGAUUUCUGGCUAGCAUGUUUUGCUCAGAGAAUGAGCCUCGCUUGUUACACGGAAAAAGAAGGAAAGAGAACCCUAGUAGCGAUAAAUGUUUGUGUUGCUGAUACAAUCGAAGAAAGAGUUCCAGAAAUCGAGAUUGAAGGAGAAGCUUGGAAAAAUGUGUUCAAUGCUUUGGAGUAUAUAGAAGAAAAAUGUGAUGCUUUUAAAUAUUUUGGCUUUGAUAUUCUUCUUCAUGCACUCGGUUUGGUAGUGAAGAAAGAGUAUAGAGGUGAAAAGUUAGGAAGCAGAAUGUUAUCAGCAAGGGAACCCUUAAGUAUUCCACACGGUAUAAAAGCAACAGCUACAGUAUUCACUGGUCCAGCAUCACAAAUAUCAGCAGCUCGAAGCGGAUUCAUAUCAAUAUGUGAAGUUUCUCUGAAAGAACUCGCCGAAAACGGUAUGAAAUACCCUCCAGAUGAGAACAGGUCUAUAAAACUGAUGGUCAAGAGCUUUGUUUGA
Molecule: messenger RNA, 702 nt
Organism: Danaus chrysippus (African queen)
Lineage: Eukaryota; Metazoa; Arthropoda; Insecta; Lepidoptera; Nymphalidae
Source: the annotation of a GenBank genome assembly